Molecule: messenger RNA, 729 nt
Organism: Phytophthora nicotianae INRA-310
Lineage: Eukaryota; Oomycota; Peronosporomycetes; Peronosporales; Peronosporaceae
Exons: 4
Coding region: 1-729 (242 amino acids)
Source: RefSeq, a predicted model, not a curated record
AUGACGAUACGCGACGGCCCGCGCUCCCCACAGGCCACCCCUCCGAUGAGGAGGCUGCUCCGCAGCGGCUCAGUGUACAACAGUACCAAGACGAGCACCAGCGACGUCAUGGCCCCACUCGGGUCGCCCACGCGGCGGCACACCCGACAUGGCGAGCUAGAGCCCGGUGAGGUCGCCUCUGGCGAGAUGGCUAGAAGCCCUGCACGGUCGGAGACCUUCUUCCAGAGGCCUUCAAGCCCAGCGUCGAGCUCUCGCGAGCUUCGGACGCCCAAUCCGUUCCCCAACCGUUCUUGGUCGGCUUCGAACGCUCUGCGCAACGCGCCACCACUUUCCUCAAGCCGUCAGAUCGCAGCGGAGUCCCACGCUCGGCCUAACCGGCCUGUGGCACGCCCAAUUGUGGGCACGUCGCGCCGCGACUACGGGUACCACCUCGACACAUACACGUAUGGGCCCUCGGCCAGAACGACGGACGAAGUCGUUCAACGACAAACGCUCCGCGAGCGAUACUUGACUCCGCAAGUUACUACUACCGCUGAGGAUCGCGAACGGCUUCGCCAACAGCUCAAGGGCGAGCCGGUACCGUCGAUGCAGACUGUACCUGUGGUCCUCGCAGAGGGUGAAACAACCGGCGCUUAUGAAGCGCAGUUUCAAAACUGGAUGGAUAUAGCCCGACGACUCCGCUCCGAUGAUGCUCUCCGAGGUAGUUUCUCGGAAACAGAUAUCCGCUAA